GUGAUCCGCUGGCGUCGACAAGGGGCGUGGUGAGAGACCUUGCGGAGCGCUGAGGUGCUGCUAUGGCUUCUAGUGGGGCUGGCGUGAUCGCUGCGGGCUCGGCAAAUGAAGCUCCCGAAAUUCCAGACAACGUUGGAGACUGGCUUCGGGGCGUCUACCGCUUCGCCACCGAUAGGAAUGACUUCCGCAGGAACUUGAUCCUCAAUUUGGGACUCUUUGCUGCCGGAGUUUGGCUGGCCAGGAAUUUGAGUGACAUUGACCUAAUGGCACCUCAGCCUGGGGUGUAGCCGUAAAGAAACAUGGAACCCCUGUGCUGUACUCAAACCUUCCAAAAACAGAGCCUCCAAUCUGUGACCGUCACAAGAUUUGCCCUGAUGGCAGCUGAAGUUUGAUUCAGAUGGGCACCUUUCCUUCCCUGCUUGAUUUCCUUUUCUUUGCUGAGUCCACUCAGAACACCCUUCUCUGGUCAGCAGGUAGGGUUCCGCUAAAGUGUUGUCCUGUGUUCUGUAAAGUUCUGUACAUAGUUCCAAAGUUUCUGCAGGGGAUGAACUUUGCUCUUGUCCCGAGGAAUAUUCUAAUGGUAUUUUAACAAAUAAAGACUGUACACAAAGA
This is a messenger RNA of Kogia breviceps (pygmy sperm whale), 612 nucleotides long. It is a transcript of the gene TOMM6, whose product is annotated as translocase of outer mitochondrial membrane 6. Lineage: Eukaryota; Metazoa; Chordata; Mammalia; Artiodactyla; Physeteridae. Gene Ontology annotation, cellular component: mitochondrion; mitochondrial outer membrane translocase complex. The record is from RefSeq and is a predicted model, not a curated record.